Messenger RNA from Gongylonema pulchrum, 693 nucleotides. Lineage: Eukaryota; Metazoa; Nematoda; Chromadorea; Rhabditida; Gongylonematidae. The record is from the annotation of a GenBank genome assembly.
AUGGCAGCACACCGGAAGUUCACAUUUGAUGAUCCGGCGGAUAGCUACUGGAAUGCGAAUGGCCCCGCCAACGUCUCACUUUUCGGCGAUGUGCCAUCGACCAGUAAUGCGGCGGCAGCAAGAGCUGCUUUGGAGGAUCUGUUCGAAAGUAGAAUUCCUUUCGGUAGUGACGAUGGAUCGUCGAAUACAGAAAGCGAGCCCGUUUUGACAGUGAAUCUUUUUAAGAAUGGUGCAGGUGGUGCAACGUCAGGCCUUUCUUCACUUCGCAGUACCGAGGUCUGUUUAUUCAUCAUUGUGAAGGAGAAUUCGUUGGACCGAAAAUUCUCUUCCAAGUCAGCUGCCUCCAUUGUUUCUGAUGGCAGUGCCGACUCGUUUUCGAAUAAUGCAACAGCGCAGCUGGACUAUUCCAGGCUGAAGAGUGAGCACAGGAAAUUACAGAAACAUCUCGAGGUUUUUGUUCUGAAUCAAGUGAGAUUAGAGCGCUAUCGAGCAGCGGAUCCUGAAGUCACGAUUCGCAGAUUAUUAAGAGGCGAUUCCGUUACAUUGGAUUUGUAUCGGAGUAAGAAAGAGAAGCUGAACCUUUUGGACGCUGCUUUAGAUUCUUAUGACGGGAAUGUCAUAAUUGCUGUCAGUUUUUUAGUCGGAAUAUUUCUUUAUUUGCUAAUCAGCUUCAAAACUUCCUUUUCGCUAUAA